UCAUUGGAUACUAUUUUAAACUUCCACUAAAUUCUCUGUACCUUGUGCUGUAACUUUAUCACUACCUUUUUGGAUUUUGAAUAAAAAAAAAAACCUAACAUAAUCCCAAAAUCUCAACGGUUUUUGAGUAUCUUCUUACCGCACAAAACACACAAAUUUCAGAAAAAGAGAGAGAACAGAAAAUUAAAACAAAGCAAACCCUUUUAGAGAGAAGGGGUUGUUGGUUUUUUUAUUUUUGUUUUUUUUUUAAGAGAAAAUUUUGUUGUUUUGCAGGUGAAACAAUGGAGAGUAAGGAGGAUGUUAUUUCUGUUGAGCUUCCAGCACCUGCUUCUUGGAAGAAAAUGUUUUUCCCCAAGAAAGUUGGUUCACCGAGGAAGACUGAGAUCAUGUUCGUUUCACCAACUGGGGAGGAGAUUAAUAACCGAAAACAGUUGGAGCAGUAUCUAAAAUCAAACCCUGGUAAUCCUCCAAUAACAGAGUUUGAUUGGGGUACAGGUGAGACCCCUAGAAGAUCAGCGAGGAUCAGUGAAAAGGCCAAGGCUACUCCAACACCAGAAAAGGAACCCCUGAAGAAGCGAGGCAGAAAAUCAUUGAGUGCAAAGAAGGAAGACAAGGGAACAAAGCCUGUUCCUGAAAAAUCUGAGGGUGAAAAAGAAAGUGAAAAGGAAGAUGCACAAGCCACAGAGAAGAAAAAUGCAGAAGGUAAAAAUGAAAAAGGUACUUUCAAUCAGGUUGACAAUGGAUUUAAAACAGAAGCAGCUGACCAGACUGGGCAUUCUGAUGCCAAGAUGGAGGAAGCUGGGAAAGAAGCUGGAAAAGAUGUUAAGAUACCAGAAACUGCAGAGGAUGACAAAAAAGAAGAGGCUGCUGGUGCUGAAGAAACACCAACUCCAAUGGAAGUUCAAGAGAAACCUGCAGAAGCUAGUUGUACUGAUGGAACUCAAACUGAAAAAGAAGAGGAAGUCCCUAUUGAAAAGGUGCCGCAAGCUCAGGCAGAGAAAGAGAAUGGUACAUGCCAGGAAAAAUUAGAAAACCCCAAAACUAAUGGGGGAGUAGGGAAAGAGAAUCCAAAUGGAGCAAUCCCUGAGUCCGAGGGAGAGGCCAAAGAGAAACAAGGUGUACAGGAGGUUGCUGGCAAGUGGAGUUUUCAGUUAGAGGAGAAAGGCAAGGCAGUAGAUGCGGAGGUGAUUGAAAAUGGUAAGGUUAAACCUCCGGGAUCUGCUCCUGUAAGCUGCUAAAUGUACCAUCUGAUAUCCUAGCUAUCCUGUUGUACUGUCUUUUUUUGUAUUGCCCGUGUAACCUCUAUGAUUCCAUGGAUGACUGUAACAUUUAUGUUGUUGUUGCUAGAUUUGAUUGUAUGUAGGGAAAUCAACCUGUAUCCCUGUAAGUAGGUUUUGAAAAUUUCAGCUUAUGUUAUAUUUUGCUGAACUUAGAUUGUAGGCACCUGGAACUCAUCACUUAUGGUUAUUGGCUCAAGUUUCAAAUUGAAAAUAACAUGCUAUGUGGCAUAGAUUAACUGCAUCGUA
Durio zibethinus is the source of this 1526-nucleotide messenger RNA. RefSeq lists its product as uncharacterized. Gene Ontology annotation, molecular function: DNA binding. The record is from RefSeq and is a predicted model, not a curated record. NCBI's taxonomy places the organism in Eukaryota, Viridiplantae, Streptophyta, Magnoliopsida, Malvales, Malvaceae.